Molecule: messenger RNA, 1723 nt
Organism: Drosophila miranda
Lineage: Eukaryota; Metazoa; Arthropoda; Insecta; Diptera; Drosophilidae
Product: nuclear pore glycoprotein p62-like
Exons: 2
Coding region: 451-1719 (422 amino acids)
Source: RefSeq, a predicted model, not a curated record
UGAGUGCCAUAAAAAUGAUUUGUCAAAUUAUUAAUUCAAAUAUUUCGAUAUCGGAUUAAAGGAAAUACUUCCUGCGGCUGGCCUAAUUCUGCCGCAGAAGAAUAACAGUGCAGCAGUUACGGCCGCAACAAAGUGUGAGACCGAAACCGAAACCGAGACCGAGACCGGGACCAGACCUCGCCAUAAGCCCGUUCCCCGUGCAGCAGAAGCCGGGCGGUAAUUAGCAGCCACAUCAAUUUCCAGCUCGGACUUAAUUAAACGCGUGCUGCCAAUGCCCAGCUACGUUCCAGGACGAAUUUUCGCCGGAAAUUAGUUGAAAUUUACAGCCCGCAACAGGCGGAAAACAAAUGCGCUCACCAUCGUUGUUCCAGCAGCUGCUAUCGUGCCCGGUUGCGCCUGCGCUGUCGUUGUUGCACUGAUCCGUCAUACAUCCAAAAAGUUUGCGGAGAAAUGGCUGGGAGAAUACAACAAGCACGAGGCGGCCAUACCACCGUCCCAGCCACCGCCACGCUUUUGAUGCUGCUGCUGCUGACGAGCUGCGGUAAACUUCAACAGGCGUCGGGCCACCCUAUGUAUGGGGGGCAGCAAUUAGCGGGGCCAUGGGGCGAGGGAGCAACUACAGCUAUGCCAAGGACGACACUGCCCUCUACGGCAUCAAGCGGCAAUUUAAAUUCCAAAUUUGCAACGGAGCCAGCAGCAGCACCACCCACCGAAACCAUAAAAACCAUAGAAGAGCAGCAGGUGACAGCCGCAGUGGAGGGCGAGGUCUUUCAGGUGACACCAGCAGGCGCGGGAGAACCUACAGCAGGCCAAUUACCUUUAAGUCUGCUUCCGACAGCCGCAUCAAGUGCAACCCGAACUGUAGUAUCCACAACAAAAGAAGAAUAUGAAGCUUCUGCUACGUAUUUUGUGUUCGGCAUCCAGCAGCAGGAUAUGAAGAUAGAUGCGGCAACAACAGCAGAAAGUGCUACAGAAGCAGAACCGAGAGCAGCGCCAGAUUUGGCAGAAGCAGCAGCAUCAGCAGCAAUCGAAAGUGCUGAGGCCACGGUAGCAACUGUGGAGGCAGCCGCAGAGACCGGGGGACAUCGGAUGCGAGUCAUGCAUGCACAAGACGCAACAGAGGCACCAGAGGCAGCAGGGAUUCCCUUACAAACAACAGUAUUAUCCAAGCAAAAUGUGCAACCAAUUGCCGCAGCAGCAGUAAUAGGAGUGGGUGCCGCAGAGCCACAGCCAGCCACAGAAAUGUUGAAAGCAUAUAGUGAAACUACAGCUGGAACAGCACCAACAGCUCCAAUAAGAGAAAUAAAAGGGAAGCGCGUGGCGCCAACGACACCCACCCCCACACCCACACCCAUGCCGACAGCAACAAGAACAACGGCGGUGCCACCGCAUGUUGAAAAUAAAAACGUUGCCCAGGCUGGAAUCAAAUUAAAUAUGGAGAUGUUGGCUGCCACACAGAGCUAUGCAAAUGCCACUGUGGCCGGGGCCGGGGACGGUUCGGCGUGGGGCGAAACACAACAAACAGAUCCAACGACAAUAUUGACAACAAUAGAAACAACGCUUCAGACAGCAGCCCCCCCGGGAGUGGGGAAAACCGUGCCAGCACCCAGAUUAUUGGGAGGAGCCGGUAUAAUGUUGCAGCUCCUGGCCAAUUCCCUGGGCAGCUCCGCUUCCCCUUACCCUCACCCUCGCCAGCUCCCAAAUCCGUGUGGCCUGUAAAGCA